This is a messenger RNA of Apis mellifera (honey bee), 1126 nucleotides long. Its product is annotated as trypsin-7-like. The record is from RefSeq and is a predicted model, not a curated record. Gene Ontology annotation, biological process: proteolysis. The coding region runs from base 90 to 881 and encodes 263 amino acids. The transcript has 2 exons. Lineage: Eukaryota; Metazoa; Arthropoda; Insecta; Hymenoptera; Apidae. Gene Ontology annotation, molecular function: serine-type endopeptidase activity.
GAUAUUCGGAUUAAGCCCGAUAUUCAUUUUCGUAUAAAUAGGAUACGAAUUUUAGGAAAAGACAACAGUUCGAUCCGAAUUGGGACAAGAUGUACGGCAAACUGAAUUUAUUGACACUAGUCGCCAUUGCGGCAGCGAGCCCGAUGUCGAAACCUGUGUUGAACCCCCUCACCCCGACCGGGCAGAUAAUCGGCGGUACGGACGCGCGGAUCGAGGAGGUGCCCCACCAGGUAUCCCUUCAGAGUUUCGGCUUCGGUUUCUGCGGCGGGAGCAUCAUCUCGAACGAGUGGGUGGUGACGGCCGCCCACUGCAUGUCCUACCCGGCCGAGUGGCUCACGGUCCGCGCUGGAACCGCGACCAAAUCCUCGGGCGGGAGUACCCACGGCGUUGCCGAGAUAAUCGUGCACGAGAAAUACUAUACGAACCGUUACGGCGUGCCCGAGAACGACGUGGCCGUGUUGAGGGUGAAGACUCCGUUCAAGUUGGACGCGACCCGCCAACCCGUCCAACUGUUCAAGCAGAACGAGGAAUCCGUGGCGGGUGUCGGCGCGGUCAUCACUGGAUGGGGCUCGGUCAUGGAGGGCGGUGGCACGGCCGAGAUACUUCAAACAGUCACAGUGCCGAUCGUUUCCAAGAGCUCGUGCGACGAAGCCUACAAAUCGUACGGGGGCCUCCCUUUCGGCCAGAUAUGCGCCGCCGUGCCCGAGGGUGGGAAAGACGCCUGCCAAGGUGAUUCGGGCGGUCCGAUGACCAUCAACGGCCGUCUCGCGGGCCUCGUCUCUUGGGGCUACGGCUGCGCAAGGCCCGGAUACCCAGGCGUCCACACCGAAGUCGCCGCCUUCAGCGAUUGGAUCGCCUCCAAGACCGGAAUCACGGUGUGAAAGUGGUUCCGCGAUAAAAGCUUCUUCCGCCCUUUCUUCUGUGUAAAACGUUCUUUGUUGCGCGAAAAAUUUCAAAAAUAAAAGAAAGAAAGGCACUCGUUCAAUUAGAAAUAUCGAUUUUCUCUUAAUAUCGUUGUAAGUAAUAUCUUGUGAAUUUUAUUCUCGUAUGUUUUUUUUCUUCUUUUUGUUCAGUAUGUAAAGAUUGUUAUCGUAAAAUAUAAUAAAAAAUUCGUUUUGAUUCGAAA